Messenger RNA from Chondrus crispus (carragheen), 1569 nucleotides. RefSeq lists its product as hypothetical. Gene Ontology annotation, molecular function: peroxidase activity. The transcript has 2 exons. The record is from RefSeq and is a predicted model, not a curated record. Bases 1 to 1368 code for a protein of 455 amino acids. Lineage: Eukaryota; Rhodophyta; Florideophyceae; Gigartinales; Gigartinaceae.
AUGCCGCCCGCGCCCGCGCUGGCGUCGCCGGAGCUCGCGAUGGAGAUGACGGAGAACUACUGGAUGGCCCUGCUGCGCGACGUGCGCUUCUCGCAGUUUGCGGAAGAUGCCGACGUCGCCGCCGCCGUGGAGAGCUUGAACGCCACCGAGUGGGUCCGCCUCGCGGGCGAGGGCCCGUGCUCCGUCGCGGAGGAGGAGCGCAAGCGGCUGCGCGGGCCGUUUACCGCGCACACCGUCUUCCGGGGGAAUACGAAGGGCGAUUGCAAGGGGCCGUACAUCUCGCAGUUCUUGCUGACCGGGAGCGCGGGCCUGGGGGAAGUGUACAGCGGCGUGGAUGGAUACAUCCAGUACGGGGCAAUGCGGAUGAAUCAGCGCGUGCGUGUCGCCCUCGAGGGGCUCGACUACAUGACGACGUGGGAGAGCUGGCUCGACGUGCAGAACGGUGCCGACUUGCGCGGGAGGGAGCUGUACGAGGAGGGCGCACAGUUUCGAUUCAUUUGCACGCCGAGGGACUUGGCCACGUAUGUGCAUUAUGAUGCGCUGUAUCAGGCUUACUUGAACGCGUGCAUCAUCAUGCUCAACAAGAAGUUCCCCUUUGACAAGGGCCUGCCCUUCCAGAAGGACGACGACAUCGACAAGCAGCAGGGCUUUGCGUUAUUCGGGCCGCCGCACAUUCUGACGCUCUGCACGGAGGUGGCGACGCGGGCGCUCAAGGCGAUCCGGUUCCAAAAGUACAACGUGCACCGGCGCCUACGUCCGGAGGCCGUCGGCGGGCGGGUCGAGCGCUUCCACCACGACUGCGAGGACGCGCUGUUUGCGGAUGUCAAGCCGCUGUACGACGCGCUGGACAAGGACCUGCUCUCGCGCGUGGGCAGCCACAACGGCGAGCAGAACCGCAAGGAGGACUUUGGCAACAGGCGGUGCGAAGACUACUCGCCGACGGGCAGCAGCUCCGACAGCACGUACCUCCUGCCGAUGGCCUUCCCGGAGGGCAGCCCGAUGCACCCGGCGUACGGGGCAGGGCACGCGGCCGUGGCCGGGGCGUGCACGACGAUCCUCAAGGCGUUCUUCGACCACGAGCACGAGCUGGACUUUGCGUACGUGCCGACCCCGGAUGGGAGCGAAUUGGAGGACGUGGUGGAUUCUUUGGAGGAGAAGCUGACGGUCGAGGGCGAGCUGAACAAGGUGUGCUCGAAUAUCAGCAUCGGGCGCAACUGGGCGGGCGUGCACUACUUUACCGACUAUCGCGAGUCGAUCAUCCUCGGGGAAAAGAUCGCCCUUGGCGUGCUGGAGGAGCAGAAGCUUACGUAUGCCGAGGACUUCUCCAUGACGGUUCCUCUGUUUGAUGGUUCGACUGUCACGAUUUAGUUGUCGCCGAUCCGUGCGCCGGUGGGAGAGCAUUUUGUACGUAGCGUGCACUGUAGGUGAGUGCACUGGAAGUUGACAAGAUGUCGGCACUGUUUCACCUUGUUCUUGCGGGUGUAAUUUAACUGUACGACGAUGUUGGUGUCUACAGUAUCUGACCUGACCAGGCGUUAUCAUAACAUAAAAAUCUGCGAAUUUUAUUUC